ACGAUCGUGGUUACAGUCACUCGUGAACACUGGAUUUCGAAGGUUCUUCAAGUUAUACUGAGAAGUGUUUUAAAUAAAUUUUAAUUAACUUGUGAUUUUAAUAGUGAAUAGACAAUUAAAUAAUGAAUGCAAUAAAAAAAAGAUUGCAAACAUUAAAAAUUGAAAAAGAUAUUGCAAUUGAUCGUGCUGAUGUUUGUGAUCAACAAGCAAGAGAAGCAAAUAAACGUGAAGAAUUAUUGAGAGAUGAAGUCCUGGAAUUGGGAAAAAAAUUAUCACAAAUGCAACAUGAUUUAAAAAUAAGUCGUGAUAAUUUGAAAAAAUCAAAUAUGAGUCUUGAGGGAAAAGAACAUGCUUUAUUAAUUACUCAAUCAGAAUUGGCAAUUCUAAAUAGAAAAAUGCAGACGUGUAUGGCAAAUUUAGAAAAAACUGAGGAACGUCGUGUAGUUGCACAGACAAAACUUGCACAAGCAUCAGAAACAGCUGAUGAUGCUAAAAGAAUUUGUAAAGUUUUAGAUAAUAGAAGAAAAGCUGAUGAAGAUAAAUUAGAUCAGUUAACAAAACAAUUAAAAGAAGCUCGUGUUAUUGCCGAAGAUGCAGAUACAAAAUCCGAUGAAAUAUCAAGAAAAUUAGCAUUUGUUGAGGAUGAACUUGAAGCUGCUGAAGAUCGUGUUAAAGCUAGCGAGUCUAAAAUUGCUGAAAGAGAAGAUGAAUUAUUUAUUGUUGGUAAUUUUUGUCGGUCUCUUGAAGUUUCUGAGGAAAAAGCAAAUCAACGAGUUGAAGAAUUCAAAUUACAGCUUAAAGAAUUAAAGGUAAAAUUUAAAGAUGCUGAAAGACGUUGUGGUGUUGCUGAUUUUCAAAUGAAAACACUUCAAAAAGAACUGGAUCGACGUGAAGAUAAACUAUUUAGAGAAAAAGAAAAAUGCAAAUAUAUUUGUGACGAUUUGGAUUCAACUUUUGCUGAACUUACUGGUUACUAAUUAAGAUGAUAUUGUUUUUUUUUUUUUUAAAUAACAUUAAUUAUUUUAUUCUUUUUUUUUUUACAUUAUAUCAAUUUAUUUCAUUUUGACUUUGUUGAUACAAUGGAUUUAAAUGACUGUCCUCAGAUUAACUUGAGGCCGUUGCAUUUAUUAUUUUUCUUAUUACAUAGACCAUUGAAAAACACGUUUGAACAUCAUUUAACAUGCCUCGGUUUAUUUUUAUUAUAUAUAUAUUUUUUUUUUCCUUACAUUAAUAUUUUUUUUUCUGGUUUAAUGUACAUCAUAAUAAAUUAUCGUUCAUUUGAUUAGUGACCCUUCUCGUCCAUUAUAAAAAAUAAUCAAUAAA
Messenger RNA from Aphidius gifuensis, 1323 nucleotides. Its product is annotated as tropomyosin-2-like. Gene Ontology annotation, biological process: muscle contraction; actin filament organization. Gene Ontology annotation, cellular component: actin filament. The transcript has 4 exons. Bases 123 to 977 code for a protein of 284 amino acids. Gene Ontology annotation, molecular function: actin filament binding. The record is from RefSeq and is a predicted model, not a curated record. Lineage: Eukaryota; Metazoa; Arthropoda; Insecta; Hymenoptera; Braconidae.